UUUACCGGAGGGCUACAAUACUAAAAAUGGCUGCCGAUAUGUUCACUGUUGUAAUCCUUGCCCCUGUGGUCUGCAUAACUGUCUUGUUUUUGGCUUUUGUGAUAUUUGUUCAUUACCAACAUCGGAAAUAUGCACAUAUUCCGUCACCCCAGCGGGAAAGUUUCUUUACUGGCCAUUUGUACAAGCUGCUCUCCUACAAGAAGAGGCAUCUGUCAAUGGCAGGCGCAUUUGUAGAUAUAAUGAAAGAAUGUGGUCCGAUAUUUCAUGUCUUUCUGCUUUCCAACCCGCUUGUGGUAGUGUUAGAUGCAGAGUUUGUCAAGGAAAUCUUAUGCACCAAUACAUUGAUCCAUAGAAAGCCAUACUCAUUCUAUUGGGUUUUCAUGAAGAUAUAUGGUGCUCGACUUUUGGGUGAUAGCAUCGUUUGUGAGUUGAAUCCAGCAGUCCAUGGACCCAAGAGGGCGCUCCUCAAUCCAGCAUUUCAUAAAAGAUAUUUGGUUGAUUUGAUGCAUCAGUUUAAUGCAAGUGCAGAUCUUCUUAUUGAGAAACUCAGCCAUAAAGCUGAUGGGAAGACUGAAGUGGCCAUGUUGGAUGAAUUUAAUAGAACAACACUGGAUGUAAUUGCUAAAGUGGCGUUUGGGUUGGAUCUUCAUGUUAUGUCUGAUGAGAAAUCUCCCUUCAUUGAAGCAGUUAAUAAGUGUUUCAACGGCAUGAGCUCAUGUAUUAACUCACCAUUCAUUUCGAUCAAUCCACUUCCAGCUGCUCGUAAACACAAACAAGAAGUCCGAGAUAGCAUCAAGUUCCUGAGAGACACUGGAAGAAAAUGCAUCGAGAAAAGACUGGAAGCCAUACAAAGGGAGGAAGAUGUUCCUCAAGAUAUCUUAACAUACAUCUUAAAAUCAGUGACUGAAGCGUCUGGAAAAGAUAAAGAUCCGAUGGAGAACGUCAUAGAUGAGUUUCUCACUUUCUUUAUUGCUGGUCAAGAAACUACUUCAAACUUGUUGAGUUUCACUCUGCUAGAACUUGGUCACCAUCCAGAAGUCAUGCACAGAUUGAAAACCGAGGUAGAGUCAGUGUAUGGUGAUAAGGAUUAUUUGGAAUACAGCGAUGUAGUCAAACUCAGUUACAUGAUGCAGGUUCUUAAAGAAGUACUUCGUCUCUGGCCUCCUGUAACGGGUACUGGGAGGGAACUUGCUCAUGACGUCACAGUCAAAGGAUAUAAAAUACCCGAAGGGACUAUUGUUCUGAUGAACACGUUUGCUAUGGCAAGAAUGGAGGAGUAUUUCCACGAUCCAAUGCAGUUUGAUCCGGAUCGCUUUAAUGCCAGUGAUGACAAACCACAGUAUGCCUACUUUCCAUUCUCCUUGGGCAGUCGUAACUGCAUUGGUCAACAGUUUGCCAUUAUCGAAGCCAGGGUUCUGUUGGCCAAGUUGCUCCAUCGAUUCGACUUUGACCUUUUGCCAGGUCAAGGUCAUGAGAUUCUUGAUGAACUGACCUUGAAACCCUUGGGUCGAUGUAAGAACUAUGUCCGACCUGUGGAGUAGGGACUCACAUUCUAAGUCUCCAUUGGUUAGGAAAGAAAACAUUUACCUGAGAAAUUAAUGAAUGGCUUUAGGCCAACUCGAUGUAAAUUUAAAAUAAUGCUCAAAACUUUCUCAAACUUAGUGAAUCAGUGAUAGUGAUUUUGUGUAUUUGGUUGACCUCUUGUACAUACAUGUAAUUGUUAUAGUCAUGCAUAACUUGAUACAACCAAUUCAGGGUUGAACAAACACAAAUUUAUGGUGGCUGGAUUUGAACCUAUGACCUCCGGAUUGCAUGCAUAUUCAAAAACUACAGAACAAUCGUUGUGCAGGAUGAAACUCUGCUCCAAAUCCUAUACUUAAUUCAAAUUUCAAAAUUAGUUAAGACUGAAACAGACUUUAUAAUGGCCUGAAAUUUAAAUAUUGGAAAGUGCAAAGUGUUUACCAUUUUGUUUCUUGUGGUGUUGGGAUGUUUGUUACUUUUAGUUGUUUUUGGUGGGUCAAAUUGUUGUGUAUGUUCAAAAGGAUAGCUUAGUUUUAUCUUAUAAAAUACAUUUAAUAUUUGAUAUAAAUCUAUAGUUUGAAAACGGUUUUAGUUUUAAGUACAUACAAUAUAGAUUUGCAAUGUGUAAAGUAUCGAAACAAUUUAGAAUAGAGCAGUAUUUUUGAUAUGAAUUUAAACCUGGCCAAAGAGUUGAAAAAAAACCAAAUAUUAUACACCCACAUUUAAGGUAACUUUCUCCAAAACGGCUACAAAGUUGAGUCAUUAUUCAGGAUAGCUUGGCUCAUUUAUGUCAACCAUUGUGCUUUCCACAAAAGAAAUAUUUCAAUAAAUUCUCAAAUAAAUUUCUAAAUCUUCACUGCACAGUCAGUUUCUCAAAAUGUUUAUUUAUCUCUAAUUCGGGUUUAAAUCCUUGUUCAGAAAUAAAGCACAUCUCAAUAUAUACAUAUAGUCUAUCAUUUUUCAUAUAUAUGUACAAACUAAAAACAACACAGUAUCAGUGGCGGUCAAUUGUUCAAAUUGAACCAUUUGUCAUUUUGCAAGUAUCUCUUUCACCCAGAAAUCAAAUAAUAUGCUUACAGCUGUUCCAACACAAUACAUUAAGAUGUAUGUACAGUAUCACUAGUGAUUACAAAACAAUAUAUGCAACAAUAUUUUACAGCAAAAUCAAAUUAGAAUGCAAGAUGAAAAUCUUGUUUGAUAAACUUGUAAAGGUGUGUGGAGAUGCCAAUUGUAGUCGGUUCGACUCUAAUAACAAUAAGUGCCGCAAGUAGCCGUUUUUUUCUGUAAUCUUCCACAAGUGAAAGAUUUUUGUUAAGCUUUUAAAAUUAAAACCUGAAAAUCUAAAACAUUAUCAAGCUGUGAUACUAUCUGUGUAUAUUUUGGUUCAUCAUAUAACUAUAUCUAACCUCCUUGCUCAAGUGACUGGGACAUUAUCUUCUGUAUUCUUUGUUGAACGAUUGACCGGAUGUGUACAGAUCGGUUUGAACAACUUGCUUUAUUGAGACACUUAGUGUCAGUAAAGUAAUUGUGUAACAAAAUAUAUAUCAAUUGCAUAUAAUUUGUGACUAAGUAAGCACAAAAAAUUGCUGUGCACGCCAAGCAGUGUUUAUACACUAGAAUAAGGUGGACAAUUUCAUACAGCUGCUUAAGCAGAAAAAGGUAGCUUAGCACAACAAAAAUCUGCUUACCAGAGUUGGGUUGCCAGCCAAAACACAAUGUAACAUGUAGCAUAUUUGACUGGUAUCUUGUUUAUUUUUGCUCAGAAAAUCAUUUUUAAGCAGUAUUGUUUACUCAAGCAGCUCUCUGAAAUUGGGCCCACUUUUAAUUUCUGCUUAAAUAAAGCAACUCUGUGAAUUUUGGCCAUGAGCUCUAAAACCAAAAGCUUAUGAAUUCUAAAUAAAUAAUGACAGUGCGUUAAGACUCAUCUUGUAUUUUUUUUCAGACUUUCUGUAAUUGGCAACUAGUUUUCAAGAUCAAUAAAAUGAUCUUCAUAACCAGCAAGGGCUAGUUCUAUGGUCUU
Asterias rubens (European starfish) is the source of this 3541-nucleotide messenger RNA. RefSeq names its product cholesterol 24-hydroxylase-like. NCBI's taxonomy places the organism in Eukaryota, Metazoa, Echinodermata, Asteroidea, Forcipulatida, Asteriidae. Gene Ontology annotation, molecular function: heme binding; cholesterol 24-hydroxylase activity; iron ion binding. The transcript is spliced from 13 exons. The record is from RefSeq and is a predicted model, not a curated record. Gene Ontology annotation, biological process: cholesterol catabolic process. The coding region runs from base 27 to 1541 and encodes 504 amino acids.